AUGUCCACCACCACCACCACCACCACCACCACCACCACCACCACUGCAGACACGCCCUGCACGCCCGACUUCCUUCAGGAUCGCCUCUCCACACUCCUCGCGUCCCCGUAUAUUCACUUCAACACCCCCACGUCCGGGCCCUUCGCGCACCUGCACAUGGGCCCCGGACCCGUAGACCUGUUCAGCACCCGGUUCGCCAACUUCUUCACGCAGGACGCUGAUGGGGUCGUCGGAGGGCAGGCGGUGGACAAGGACGGCCUGAAGGCCGCCCUCCUUGCGCUGCAGGGGCGCUGGGACCCGGACAGCGCAAGCUUUGAGCCGGGAGCGACGCCGACGAUGAAGUUCGCGUGGACGCAGAGCAAGUCGAAGGAGCCCGCCGAAGUGAAUGCAUUUGGCAUGCAAAGGGAAGAGGGCGGUACGCAGCGCAUCAGCACUCUCAAUCUCGACGGAGAUUCGUCGCUGUUCGUGGCUCCUCAGUAG
Molecule: messenger RNA, 480 nt
Organism: Epithele typhae
Lineage: Eukaryota; Fungi; Basidiomycota; Agaricomycetes; Polyporales; Epitheliaceae
Exons: 3
Coding region: 1-480 (159 amino acids)
Source: RefSeq, a predicted model, not a curated record